Misgurnus anguillicaudatus (oriental weatherfish) is the source of this 992-nucleotide messenger RNA. Lineage: Eukaryota; Metazoa; Chordata; Actinopteri; Cypriniformes; Cobitidae. The record is from RefSeq and is a predicted model, not a curated record.
GCAGUCUUUCAAUAUAAACUAUCAGUAUUCAGAAGCAUUAAACUGGAUCAGCAUCAUCGGCUGUUCUCUUUCUAUAUUGGGUCUGGCUGUCACAGCAGUUUACCAAAUUGCAACCAGGAAGUCAAGGGGAUGCAGCCCGACUCUGCUUUUGGUGAACAUCUGCUUGAGCAUGAUGAUUUUCUACCUUCUCUUCAUCUUUGGCAUUAACAACCCUGUCGUACAUGCAAAAGUGGCUAAAGUUUCAGCAGAAAAUCUUGUUCCUGUGUCAGAUUAUCAUCAAUCCUCUGAUGAGGGUCCAUGUACGGCAUUUACAGCCUUGAUUCAUUACUUCUUGUUGGCCACAUUCACUUGGAAUACUCUGUAUGGAAUAAAUGUGUUCCUCAUCUUCAAAACAAACACAAUAUCUGGAACACCUCAAUGGUUUCCCAAGGUGUCCCUAGCUGUCGGCUGGGGGCUUCCCGCCAUCAUUGUUGGUAUCUCACUGGGUUUCACUUACAGAGUUGAAGAUCCUUUAGGUUAUCGACAAGAAGAGUUUUGCUGGUUGGCUUUCUUGGACCCCAAACAGAAUUUCGAUAUGAGGAAGCCAAUGUUCUGGGGAUUUCUGCUUCCUUUGGUUAUCAUGCUGUUCUUCAACAUGGCAAUAUUGCUGCAUUUCGCUCUGAACAUCUGCAAGACCAACCCUAAUUUAAACCGGUACACCUUUCAUUUUAGACAGAUACUCUUAGAAGUAAUACAUUUAUGGUAAUUAGCUUGUAUAAUCUUGUUUGUCCUGACAAACUUUUGUUGUCCAGUUCGCGUCAAACUCCUCUAAAGAAGAAGAUUCUGAGUAGUUUUUCUCUGGCUGUGAUGCUUAGUCUAUUGUGGGUCACUGGUUACAUUUUGCUUAUCACCCAUGAAACAACUCUUCACCUCAUCCUGAGCAUAGUUUUUUGUGUCUGCAACACAACACAGGUUUGAUAAUUAAGUUUUUCAAACCAUUUUCCUUUUGUCUC